This is a messenger RNA of Phymastichus coffea, 1063 nucleotides long. It is a transcript of the gene SrpRbeta, whose product is annotated as signal recognition particle receptor subunit beta. Bases 94 to 831 code for a protein of 245 amino acids. The transcript has 4 exons. Gene Ontology annotation, molecular function: GTP binding. Gene Ontology annotation, cellular component: Golgi apparatus. Lineage: Eukaryota; Metazoa; Arthropoda; Insecta; Hymenoptera; Eulophidae. Gene Ontology annotation, biological process: Golgi to plasma membrane protein transport; intracellular protein transport; protein localization to organelle. The record is from RefSeq and is a predicted model, not a curated record.
UGCACGUGUGAGUUCGAAAAUAUACUAAAAGUAGACAGCUGCUUACACGACUCCGGUUUUUCGUUGAAGCACAUAUUCCAUAGUGAAAAAACCAUGGAAAAACGCGUAGAACCUGUGAUAAAUGACAGCACCGAGUCCGAAUUAAUGGGAGUCAUCGCAGCUGUAUUUGCGGUGAUCAUAACCAUAGUUAUCUUUGCUUUAUGGAGACGUAGAGUAUCUGUUGGUCAUAAUGUUCUUCUUACGGGCCUUUGCGAUGCUGGUAAAACACUCAUCUACGCCCGACUGAUGCACACCAAAUAUGUGCAAACUCAUACUUCUGUAAAAGAAAACAUUGGCGAAGCUCCAGAAUACAACAGUUCUGUCAAAGUGGUUGAUAUUCCUGGACAUGAACGACUGAGAUACAAGUAUUUCGAUAAAUAUAAGAAUUCAGCAAAGGGUUUAGUGUAUAUUAUUGAUUCUGCCAAUAUUCAGAAAGACAUAAGAGAUGUUGCAGAGUUCCUAUAUAACUUGCUGUCAGAUUCUGGAAUGAAUAAAAACAUUCCUGUUCUAAUUCUUUGCAAUAAGCAAGAUCAAACUUUAGCUAAAAGUAGUACAGUAAUAAAGAUUCUUCUUGAAAAAGAAAUGAAUCUUUUGAGAAUGACUAAGACUAGUCAGUUAGAAGCAACGGAUGCAUCCUCAUCAAAUACUUAUUUAGGAAAAGCUGGAAAAGACUUUGCCUUUUCACAACUCGACCGAAAACUUGACUUUGCAGAAUGUAGUGCUUUUAUCAAAGAUGCUGAUACACCAGCUGACAUAGAACCAUUAACCUCGUGGCUGACAAAGUUGGUUUAGCGUUCUGUCUGUGAUCAAUUGUAAUUUAUUUUUGAGAGAAUGGUUUUUUAUUAUUUGUUUGAUAAAAAAAAGUGAUUCAUUUUGUAUUAAUGAGUUUAAGAAUGGUGUUGCAUAAGUCAAUAUGAUUAGAUUUUUAUAAAAUCAUGAAAAUAUAUCACAUUAAUUAGCUCAUCAAAUUAUAGAUCAACUAAUUUGAGCAAAGAAAAGUGUCAUUUUUAUUCAUCUUCCUCCC